This is a messenger RNA of Diabrotica virgifera virgifera (western corn rootworm), 4944 nucleotides long. RefSeq lists its product as uncharacterized. NCBI's taxonomy places the organism in Eukaryota, Metazoa, Arthropoda, Insecta, Coleoptera, Chrysomelidae. The coding region runs from base 194 to 2452 and encodes 752 amino acids. The record is from RefSeq and is a predicted model, not a curated record. The transcript is spliced from 2 exons.
AUUCCAAAUUUUUGCAGAGUAAAAACAUCAAAAAAUGUACCUCCAAACAUCAGGAGCUCACUACAAGUUAAAUUAAUGAAGAAGGAGAUAUGUAACCACUAUGGAAAAUUAAACUACCUCAACUGUCAACUUAAGAGUAAAAACAUCAAAAAAUGUACCUCCAAACAUCAGGAGCUCACUACAAGUUAAAUUAAUGAAGAAGGAGAUAUGUAACCACUAUGGAAAAUUAAACUACCUCAACUGUCAACUUAAGGUAAUGUAUGAUUCUUUGCUCGAAAUAAUAGGUUUUAUCAAUAUUAAUAACUUUAUGUCAGAUGUUCAGGAUAAGGUGGAGAUUUCUAAUUCAAUUAAAUUUAAUAGAGUUAAUAACAAAUUAAUUAAACUUAUUCAAGCCAAAACUUUGCUCGAUCAAGCUUCAGAUGUCAGAGAUGUCAGAAAGUUUUCAGAUUUCAAAUUCCAUCCCCGUAUAAAGAACCUCACCAACAUUAAUUUUUCCAAAGACGAAAUACAAUUGCUCAACUACGGUCUUAAACACUCAGUCCCCAAAGAUUUUUCAAUCAAAGACAUAGAGAACCUUUCUAUCGAGACAGACAUAGUUAUCGAAAAUCUCUCCGUAACCCUUUCAGACAGAACAUCUAUCAGAAACUCUUGUUACCGCUUUCUCAACAAAUUCAAAACUAAAAUUGAUUCUUCCAAUAACUCUUCUUUCUCACAUAGUCUUUCUUCCAAAAAAGCCAACUCUUUUCUUAAGUCAUUAAAAUCAAUUAAACAAAAAAUUACAAACCAUCAAUUAAUUUUCAGUAAAGCAGACAAAGGUAACUGUCUUGUCAUCCUUGAACGUGACUUAUAUAACAACAAAGUCACAUCUUUCUUAGAGAGCAACCAUUUUACUUCUAUAACAGUAGAUCCUACAAAAAGAUUUAUCACUAAACUUAAAGACAACAUCAAACAAUUUUCUGAUUUUUUCACUGAAUUUGAUGCUCCAUACAGCAAAAUUCCUAGCAACCCUUUAGUUCCAAGGUUGUAUGGUUUGCCAAAAAUACACAAAGUUGACAUGCCUAUACGCCCCGUUGUUAGCUUCAUUAAUACUCCAGUUUCUAUCUUAUCUAAAUUUCUAUUAAAAACAAUAAAAAACUUAAUUAACUUCACUCCUCAAUUUUCAGUUUCUAACACUUACCAAUUGGUUGAAAAACUUCAACUCAUCAAUCUGAAUCCAAACAUUACUAUGCUUUCUUUUGAUGUUAGCAACCUAUUUACUUCAGUACCCAAAAAUGAAACAAUUAGUCUGGUAAAAACUCUCCUAAUCAAUAAGGUUAUUCAACCCCAUAUCAUUUCUUCGAUAAUAGAUAUUCUACAAAUUUGUCUAUCACAAGAUUUCUUUAUUUUUAACAAUAAUUUCUAUAAACAACCAGAUGGUUUAGCAAUGGGUAGUUGCUUAUCCCCCUUUCUAGCUGAUGUUUUUAUGGAUCAUUUAGAAUCCAAUUAUAUCAUGAAAAAUCCUGAAGUUCUACAUUGGUUCCGUUACGUAGAUGAUUGUCUCGUUUUUGUGGAUGGUCAGCAAGACUCAGCUAAUCACCUUUUAUUCAAAAUCAAUCAAAUCCAUCCCAAUAUCAAAUUUACUAUGGAACUAGAAUCAUCUAAUGCCAUUAAUUUUUUAGACCUUUCCAUUACCAGACUCAACAACCAGUUCAACUUUGGUAUUUACCGCAAGCCUACUCAAACUGAUCAUGUUAUCCAUUCUUCAUCCAACCACCCACUGUCUCAUAAAUAUUCUGCUUUUAGGAGUUUCAUCCAUAGACUACAUACACUACCUCUAUCUACAGCUGAAUUUAACAAGGAACUUAAUAUAAUCAAACAAAUAGCAGUCAACAAUGAUUACAACCCUAAUAUAAUCGACAAGCUCAUCCGGAAAAGAGAAUCCAAUCGUCUUCAGCAACUAGCUUACAAUUCAAACCCAGUCAUCACACCAAUCUAUAGGUCCCUACCUUUUCAUAAUACUGUCAUAUCUGAGAAGAUCAAACACAUUCUCUGUUCUUCGGACAAUGUCCACAUAUCAUUUAAAGUCAAUAACACUCUCAACAAAACAUUAUCUAACACUAAAGAUCCAAUCAACUUUAUGAAUCGUAGUGGUGUUUACAGAUUAUCUUGUUCCGAUUGUGAUGCCUCUUAUGUAGGAAGAACCUAUAGAUCACUGUCUACUAGAGCAGCAGAGCACACUAAACGUGACAAUACAUCAGCUUUCUCUCACCAUCUCAAAGUCAACAAACACCACCUUAACAUCCCAGAUGGUGUGACUUUGAUUCAUAACAUCCAAGAUAAGAAUACCCUUCGUUUAGACCUAUAUGAGGAUUUAGAGAUUGUCAGGGACACAAGGACAAGUCCAAACUGUGUUAACCGUCAACUUUCUCUUAACCGUGAUUUCACCCCCAUUCAUAGACAAUUAUUUCCAUAAUUCUAUAUUUUUAUUCACCUUCACAUUGGCCUUCUUUCCUAUACAUACCACGACAAACCCAAAAUAAACAAAAAACCCAAACAUUAUACCUAAUCAAAUAUUCUUUUAGUACUUCCAGUUUCUUUCACUCUGUGCUCCUGUCAAGACUCUAUCUCUUCCAUCUCAUUCUUUAAUUAUUUUCACUUAACAAAAUCAUUUUCUCAUUAUAUCAAAAUCACACCAUGGAACCCUUGAUCUUUUCGGAUAUGACAUUCUAAUAUAGACAAUAACCAAAAAUUUUGUUGAAUUUCCAACAUUUUAAUUGAUUCACUCUAUUUUUCAUUUAGAUUAAAAUUAAAAAAUAAAUCUCAGCUAUCAACAUUUAAUAAAUUUACUUAAUAUCAACUUUGGUCAAUACAAUAUUCAAUCUAGAAUUUCAAUAGUUUAAUAUGUGACAUAUUCUUUUUACAUUUAGAGCUUACAAUCAAAAUUAAUUUUCUUCUUUGAUCAAAACAUGUACAUUUCUUUCAGCGCAGUUUUCCUAAUUUAAUAUCAGUCUUUAUCCAUUUAACAAUUCACACAAUUUAAUUUCAAAACAGUAAUUAUAUUUCAUUUAUUUGUCCACUGAACAUAGGCAACUUACCUUAUCACCUUUUUAAUAAUUUUUCUAAAUUUAGAUUUUCAAUAGUUCUAUAUGGGACAAACUCUUUACAUUCAGUCAUAACAAAAUAUUUUUAGAGAAGAUUUCUUGAUUAAGAUAUGUACAUACAUUUUUUCAAUUCCACUUCCCUUUUUUUUUUUUUUUUAAUAUCAUUUCCUUUAAUACCUCCAAUAAUUCACAUUACAGAUCUAUAGAUUGGUAUUUUCUCAUUAUAUUCGUUGGUUCCCUGAAACAUAUGCAACCGACCAUUCACUAUUGGCAUUACUUCCAAUUCUACAGCUGCUACUCUAUUAAAAUAUCAUAUUUUGAUAAAAAAAUUUUAAAAAUUUUCUAUAUAAUUUUCAAUAAUAUUCAUUCAUUAUAACUUUGCUCAAAUUAAUAUAAUUAUUAUCAGUCCUAUACAGUAGACAAACAGUCUAUGACGUCACAGCAUAUGAGUAGAAUUUUGCUUUUGUUUACGGUGCACUAAUGAAUAUAUCAUUAUAGCUUAUUAACCUUUAUUUACAAUUUAGAAUUCAUAUCAAACAAAUUUAAUAGUUGCAUAUUCACAAUUGAAUAAUUAAGUUAAAUAUUAAUGCACAUUGUCAAAAAUUUUUCGGUUGACAUUUGAGAAAUCCACCUAUCUUCUUUGACAUCUUGUCAUGAAUUUUCAGGCACCAAUCUGUCUAAUCAGUUGGUUGUUAACCUCUCACCUGAUCACAACCUUGUGCUAAUUCCGAGCAAGGAUGACAUACAUCCACAUGUGAUACAUUUUUAAUCUUAAGACAUCGACUUAUUGUCGAUUACUAUACAGCUCAUAAUGUAGCAAUAAUGUUAUUUUGAGGUUUUACACCUAUUCAAGUGGCUAGUUUCAAUUACUUGUACACUGGACGUAAGUAACCACAUUUUCUUUUUUAACUGUCAAAAUUUCACCCUUUUGCAUUUCAAUCUAAGUGGUUCACUUAUUUCCAGGUUUACACUGAGGAUGGUCAGUUUGACCGAAAACGUUUUGUACAACCACUCCCUUGUGGAUGAAUUUUAAAAUUUUUUAAUAAAUUUAUAAUAUACCUAUAUACAACAGAAGUGUUUACUUCAUUCUACGUUGUCUUAACAAAGGUAUACAGCCAACUACAGGGUUUACCCUUUUAAUGUUUUACAUACAAUAUAGUUUCUGUCCUUGUGGGAUCGAUACUCACCGGAGGGACCGCAGACGUUCGGAUACAAUUAGCGUCUCUUUGCAAAGACAAUGACGUCGACUUUGCAAAGUAACAAGACACUUACUCAACACACACACUACACAUUACUCCCCUGACUUAGUGAUAAGUUAUACAAUUACGUGGCUAAAGGUUCUAGUUCUAAACCAAGGCCAAAAUCAGAGAAAAAAAAGAAUACAUACUUACUUGACUGUGAGCCAAUCUUGCGCCUCAUAGCGCGCCAUUAAAAUAUCGACAUUUUAGCCAAAAAUAAACUUACGAACAUUUUCGUAAGCUCAAAUUGUUCCCUUUGAGUUGUUUUAUCAUUAUUGUUAAUUACAGUAUAAAUGUUUAUAGCUCAAGUUUGCUUGAAACCUUUAUAAACAAAUUAAUGUACAUUUUUUUAAAGAAAAUUGAUGAUCAAAUAAUUUAACAAACUUUGUUUAGAAGCCUCUUAAUUAAGCUUUAAAAGGACAUCUUAUAAGGCUCAAUUUCAUGCGUAGAAGCCGAGUUAUGAUCGAUAAAGCUUCGAAAAAUACUUAUUUUGCAAUUUUCAGUUUGCAUUGUGCACUAAUUUUACAAUAUCUUGAGUUCUAAUUGUCGGAAUUAAGUUUAGUAAACGGUUGUUUCCUCGUUUUUUAUUAGGGAACAAAUUUUAAUUGAAACAUUUUUUUUAUCUC